AUGUCCCUUGUCAUCAGACGUCCAAUGCUCAGCCCUUCUGGUGGCCCUAGUCUGACGGAACCAAUCGAGGUUCCCCGAGUUAGUACAGCUACUGUCGGCAGUCUGUUGAGGAAGGACUUUCUCUCCGAGGCCAAACCCCAUCUACAAGAUGCCUCUAUGCCCUCAAGUUGUCUGGUUUCUCUUACUGGUGUGCAGUCUGGGAUGAAGACCUGUUGUCUUGCGACGUGUCGAGGAAGUAGAUGUUUGGUGUUGAUCACAGUGUGUUUCCAGAUUAUUUGUGUUCUUCUGCUGAUCAACAACAUACUGCUGCACAUCACCAUCAGAACAGAGAGAGACCUGAUAAAGAGUUACAAGAACACGGUUGAAGAGUUCAAUCAAACCAUCAACAGCUUACAGGACAACUACACUGAUCUAAUGACUGAAAAACUCCAACAGCAGGACAGCUUCAGCUCUUUGAGUCAGAAGAAACUGGAGACCAGAGUCAAAGAUCUCACUGCUGAGAAAGACCAGUUUUGGUUCGAAGGUGAGCCAAGCAACUACGGUGGAAAUGAGGACUGUAUUGAACUGAAUUAUAAUAGAAAGAAGACGGGAUGUCCAGCAGGACGCAACAGAGAGCAGGUUUUUCAGACUGAACUGAUCAGAGAGGAAGACGAACGAGGAAGUAGAUGUUUGGUGUGGAUCACAGUGGGUCUCGGGCUCAUUUGUGUUCUUCUGCUGGUCUUCAUCAUACUGCAGCACAUCACCAUCACAGCAGAGAGAGACCUGAUAAAGAGUUACAAGAACACAGCUGAAGAGUUCAAUCAAACCAUCAACAGCUUACAGGACAACUACACGGAUUCAACACGGAAGAACCUGGAGCUGGAGACCAGAGUCAAAGAUCUCACUGCUGAGAAGAACCAGUUACAGAGCAACUUCAGCUCUUUGAAUCAGAAGAAACUGGAGCUGGAAAGCAGAGUAACGUCUCUGAGUGACGAACUUAAGAAAGAAGAAUCUAAACAGAUUUGUUUUUUCGUGUCCACUGAGUUGAAGAGCUGGUCUGACAGCAGACAGUACUGCAGGGAUCGUGGUGCUGAUCUGGUCAUUAUCAACUCUGAAGAGAAGCAGAGGUUCAUAUCUUCAUUCAUCAAGGACAGAGUGUGGAUUGGUUUGUCUGACACAGAGAACGAGGGCAUCAUGAAAUGGGUGGAUAAUUCAACACUGAAACCAGGGUUUUGGCUCAAUGGUGAGCCGAAUAACCAAGACGGAGAUGAGGACUGUAUUGAACUGAUGCCUUCAAAUCCCGUCCUGAACAACUGGAAUGAUCUGCCAUGCUCACAAAAGAGAAAAGGGUUUUGUGAGAAAUAGGGUUCAUCCCACCUUUUUGUGGUUUUGCUUCAAAGUAGUGGAUAUUCAUAUGAAUGGAAAAUGUAAAAAUGUAAUUCUUUUUUAUUGCUAUAAUAAACUCAAGGGCAAUAAAACAUUCACAGAAAACCACUAUGGAUUUAUUUGUUUUAGUGUUUUUCCUCAUAAUCUCAUUUUAAAAAACGAGACCAUCACAAGCUGAAGACACAACUCUUCCACACACACCAAAAUCAAAACAAAACUUUACUUUUCUGCACCUUCACUUUUGCUGUAGCUUCUGUGACAAGUUUACUUUUAACACGUUAUACAGGUUUUGGUUUGUAGAAGAGCCAAAUAAGGUAGGCAGGAAUGAGAACCGUAUUGAACU
Molecule: messenger RNA, 1708 nt
Organism: Sinocyclocheilus grahami
Lineage: Eukaryota; Metazoa; Chordata; Actinopteri; Cypriniformes; Cyprinidae
Product: CD209 antigen-like
Exons: 10
Coding region: 1-1344 (447 amino acids)
Source: RefSeq, a predicted model, not a curated record